GCACCGUCGCUCCUUCCGCCUUCCCGGCAGGCCCCGCGCGGCGUCUGCGCGCUGAGUGACCUUUCCGAGUCUGCGGUUCUGAGUUGGGGCUUCCUGAGCCUCUGGUCCUUGGCAGAGAUGCUUCAGAGUCUUAUUAAGAAAGUUUGGAUCCCCAUGAAACCCUACUAUACCCAAGUUUACCAGGAGAUUUGGGUAGGAACGGGGUUGAUGGCCUAUAUCGUUUAUAAAAUCAGGAGUGCUGAUAAAAGAAGUAAAGCCUUGAAAGCUUCCAGCCCCGCGCCGGCUCACGGUCAUCACUAACCAGCUUUCCGCGGACGGGACAUCAGCCUGGCUGUGCUCUGGGAACGUGGGACCCCGUGUUGACGUGUUGCAGCGCCGCUGUCCUCGGGCAUGAAUAAACGUACCUGUGAGAUCCA
This is a messenger RNA of Dama dama (fallow deer), 416 nucleotides long. It is a transcript of the gene ATP5MJ, whose product is annotated as ATP synthase membrane subunit j. Lineage: Eukaryota; Metazoa; Chordata; Mammalia; Artiodactyla; Cervidae. Gene Ontology annotation, cellular component: mitochondrion. Bases 118 to 300 code for a protein of 60 amino acids. The transcript has 4 exons. The record is from RefSeq and is a predicted model, not a curated record.